Penicillium vulpinum is the source of this 228-nucleotide messenger RNA. RefSeq lists its product as uncharacterized. The record is from RefSeq and is a predicted model, not a curated record. The coding region runs from base 1 to 228 and encodes 75 amino acids. NCBI's taxonomy places the organism in Eukaryota, Fungi, Ascomycota, Eurotiomycetes, Eurotiales, Aspergillaceae. The transcript has 2 exons.
AUGAGUUCGAAUAAUAAAGACUCGUCAUCUGACUUGCUCGCUGCCAAAACCCCUGACACCACUGCCAAUGGCACCACUGCUGCCGGCCAGAAUGGCGCCUCGCAGGUGUCUUUGCCCACCUCCAAUUCCGAGUCACAAAAUGGAGGCUCUAUGCUGCAGGCGUGGGCAACGGCGCCCGCCUCGUCGGACCCGUGGUCAGCGGCCAAAGCCACCUUAUCGCCUCGUUAG